AUGGUCUCAUUAGAGACGGCCAACAUACCAAUAACACCACCAGCUCAGACGACCGACAUGGUUUCCGAGGCACCACCAUCCCGUGGCCCGCCACCUCCUCUUGCAGCAGCUACACCUUCCGUCACAACCCAGAGCCAAAUACCAAUACCCAUGCUGAAUAGCGUAACCCCGCCGUUGUUCCCCAACGACGGCGGAUCCAAUCCGUCCAUCGCACCUCCUAUACCGCUGUUUUUUCCUAAUACCGACGGAUUAAAUAACGCUAGUUACAGCCCCUUACCACCACCCAUCCACACCACAAACGAGCCACGACAAACGACACUCAUAACACCACCGUUAAAUGGGAUGCCCUCGCUCAUGCACACAACGCCUGCGAAUAACACCGCUAAUGGCCCAAGCGUCGUUUUCCACGCACAAAACCAUCCACCGCUAGUGACAGGAGCCAUGCCGGCACCGCCAUUCACGCCCUAA
Molecule: messenger RNA, 468 nt
Organism: Lactuca virosa
Lineage: Eukaryota; Viridiplantae; Streptophyta; Magnoliopsida; Asterales; Asteraceae
Source: the annotation of a GenBank genome assembly